Messenger RNA from Melanotaenia boesemani (Boeseman's rainbowfish), 2315 nucleotides. RefSeq names its product KIAA1191 ortholog. NCBI's taxonomy places the organism in Eukaryota, Metazoa, Chordata, Actinopteri, Atheriniformes, Melanotaeniidae. The transcript is spliced from 8 exons. Gene Ontology annotation, cellular component: cytoplasm. The record is from RefSeq and is a predicted model, not a curated record. The coding region runs from base 282 to 1271 and encodes 329 amino acids.
UCACUUCCGCUGAUUGGGCGCCCGGAAUGUUGCGUUCACUGGUGCGGUGUGUCGAUGUUCGCUGUUUGCUUGUCCAAAAGUCAUGGGCGAACUAACCGGUCAACAAACAUGCAGCAGUCGUUCCUACAGAUCGUUUGCCAAAUUGUCGCGACAGUAAGAAAGAAGUCAGUGCAUCUGCGGAGUAUUUUAACAGCGGAAAGGAAAUAUUGACAUUUGAGGUCUAAGUGAAUGUAGAGUCACCUUCCUGUUUCCAUUGGUCAGACGUUUGAUCUUGUGUCAAAAUGGCUUCAGGGAGGGAAGACAUUCCAGCACUUGAGUCUGGCAUGCCAUCUGGCUUUUGUGCUGCCUUGUCAUGUCCAAUUGGGAUAACUCGACACAAUAUCAGCUACGAUGAGCACAUGGAGACUCCCAUGCAUUCGCCUCCUCCAGACAUGUCUGUCAAGAUUUAUUGGAAAGACCCAGUCAUCCCAAAGCACAGAUUCAGAAACACUGCAGAGGAACGUGAGAGCGGUGGGAAGUUACUGCCACUUGAGGCAGCAGUGCCUCCAGCAGUGUCUCCAGUUCCUGUGGUGAAAACCAAAGCCACAUCUUUAAUGAGCUCACUUAUGAUAAAACAAACCCAGGAGAACCUCCAGAAGUUUGAGCAUCAGGCAGGAUUGACAGAUGAUGUUUAUUCGCCCCACAAGGGCCUCUCUGCUGAGGAAACCCGCUCUCACCGACUUGUUGAUGGCACCUUACCAAAGUUGAGAAUGCCAAGCGGGGACUUCAAGGAGGACAGGCUUACAACAUCAGCACAAUCCACCCCAAGUGGCACCCCCUCGGUCACCCCUUCUGUCACCCCCUGCGUUAGCCCCCUCUCAUCACCAGCUGUUAAUCGCAGGAACUGGUUCCAGCUGAAUUCAGCACCUUUUCUGGUGCCUCCAGAGUCUAACAAACUUAGCCCCAACAUAGACAUGGGAGGAACUGAGGGAGGAGGAGGAGGAGGAUUGGAAAGGUGGAGCCUCUUUGGAACUCGGUCUGGAGUACAUAAAUCCCCUACUGAUCCUGGCUCUGAAACCAGCACAGGCUUCUCAUUACAGUCCUACUUUGGCCUUCAGAAGUCUUCUACCAUGGAUGGCACCAACACCCAAAUCAACCUGAAGGUGGAGGACCCUGCAAAUUUUAUGCCUCCCAAGAUCGACAUCUCAGGCACUGAAGCCAAGCGGGCUUCCACACGGCCACACAAACUUAAACCUCGGGACAUGAAUGUUUUAACACCUUCGGGUUUCUGAAGUCGGGCCAGCUGUCUAGUUCCUCCUCGUGGUACAUCCUCAGCAUUCAUUCUUUCACCAACUGAUUGCUCAUUUGAUUUCCUGCCUUCUCCUGCAGUACCUUGUAAAUUUCCUGAUGCUGAGAGGACUGAGGGCCACCUACAGUAUUAGCUCAUCAGCCCCAAAGACAUCACUGCACUGUUACUCCCUUUUCGGAGACCCGGUGAAAUUGAUUCUUGUCUUCUAAGUUCCAUUUCAGUCUCUCCCAGCCAUUGGUCCAAUUAAAAAACAAAUAGUUAUUUAAUUUGUCACACUUGAAGAUGUUUUGUGUUACUGUUGCAUCACAUAUUAAUGAGUGCAUUGGUCUGUAUUGCCUUGCUGUCCUCAUUCCAUUGUCAGCAAUGAUGUUAAAUCAAAGUUGAAAUAGCUUGUCAGUCAUUUAGCAAAAGUUAAUCUCUUAUGCAUUGCCUCUCAUACUAAAACUGACCACCUAUUUCAAUUAAUAAUGUUCAGAUGCCUCAUUUUUAUUAUUUUUGUAAGUUAUUAGUUCAAAUAACCCCCCAGAUGUAUUGUUGUGUAGUGCAUCUCUAUGUCAGCAUGUAGAGUAUAGAGUGGUGAAUGACUGAUAUUGUGCCUAAACUUGCAACAUGUUUGCAUUUGGCUUCCAAGUUUAGCUUAAGUUUUUUUUUUUUUUUUUUUUUUUUUUUUUUCAUUAUUAUGUGAAAGAGUAUCUUAGAGUACCUUGACUCAGAAUGAUUGCUGACCUGAAGUGAUUUUUAUUGUUUUAACUCAGUGAUUUUUAUAUCACCCUGCUUUAAAUGAGCUUUGUUUAUUCUAAGUAGUGAGUAGUACAUUUUGUUGGGUUUUUACUUUCUUUGCAUAAGACUGCAAUGUUGGUUAAAUAAGCUAUAAACAAAGAGAGCAUUCAACAGCUAAUUGAGAUUUGGGGAAAUUGUGUUUUAAGAACUUUGCUGGUUUGUUGGAAAAUGUUAAAUUCCAUUAAGUAAUUGCACAAGGGAGGGAAUCUCCCACAAACAUCCGUAAAUAAAUCUCAUAACAAGGAAA